CUUAGCUGCUUUCCCGAAUCCUAUUCCCAACUUCCAAAAGCUUUGCUGCUCCCAGAAAUCUCACGCCCACGUAUCCCCGCUGCUCUAGCUUCACCGGCGCAACCGCCUGGUUGCACGUCUCGUCGUCGGUGCCGACCAGGUUCUGGGUACUGCUGCUGCUGCUGCUACAGCGCGGGAGCCCCUCGGCUUCCACAUGCCGGUCAGGACCACGUCUUCCUCGCUGUUGCUGCGUUGCUGGUCCUGGUUUCUCAGGAGCAAGCUUGUGAAGUGCACUUGUGUUGUCCGUAAGUGUUACAAUGGCGGGGCUGGUGGUCACCAUGGCGAUCCGCCCGCUGGUGUCCAUGCUGAGGGACAAGGCGUCCAGCUACAUCCUCGAUGAGUACAAUGUGAUGGAGGGAAUGGAGAAGCAACAUAGGAUUCUGAAACGCAGGCUUCCUAUCAUCCUGGACGUCAUCACCGACGCCGAGGAGCAGGCCGCAGCACACAGAGAAGGAGCUAAAGCUUGGCUCCAGGAGCUCAAGACAGUGGCCUAUGAGGCAAAUGAAGUCUUUGACGAGUUCAGGUAUGAAGCGCUCCGCCGUGAAGCAAAGAAGAAUGGACACUACAAAAAGCUUGGCUUUGAUGUUAUAAAACUCUUCCCUACCCACAACCGUGUCGUGUUCCGUCACAGAAUGGGUAGCAAGCUUUGCAGGAUUCUAAAAGAUAUCAAUGUCCUCAUAGCAGAGAUGCAUGACUUUGGGUUGAGGCAGACAUUAUUGGUGUCCAAUCAGUUGAGGCAGACACUGGUGUCCAAGGAGUGGAGGCAGACAGAUUAUGUCAUCAUCGACACACAAGAAAUUGCCAGCAGAUCCAGACACGAAGAUAAGAAUAAUAUCAUCGACAUACUACUUGCUGAAGCUAGCAAUGCAGAUCUCGCAGUAGUUCCCGUUGUUGGAAUGGGGGGCCUUGGCAAGACCACAUUAGCGCAACUCAUAUACAAUGGACCUAAAAUUCAGAAGCAUUUUCCGUUGCAGCGCUGGGUCUGCGUCUCUGAUACCUUCGAUGUGAAUUUGGUGGCUAAGAGUAUAGUUGAAGCACCCCCCAAGAAAAAUGAUGAUACGGACAAACCAGCACUGGAUAGACUUCAAAAAUUGGUCAGCGGGCAGAGGUAUCUCCUUGUAUUGGAUGAUGUCUGGAACAGAGAGGUCCAUAAGUGGGAAAGGCUGAAGGUCUGUCUUAAGCAUGGUGGCAUGGGUAGUGCAGUGUUGACAACAACCCGUGAUAAACAAGUUGCUGAGAUUAUGGGUGCAGAUAGAACCUACAAUCUCAAUGUUUUGAAGGAUAACUUCAUCAAGGAAAUUAUUGAUACUAGAGCAUUCAGUUUAGAGAUUGAAAAGCUUCCUGAGCUACUCGAGAUGGUUGGUGAGAUUGUGAAGAGAUGUCGUGCCUCUCCUUUAGCUGCAACUGCUACUGCACUGGGAUCUGUACUUCGUACCAAGACUAGCGUGGCAGAAUGGAAGGCUAUAUCAUCUAGAAGCAGUAUUUGCACUGAGGAAACAGGAAUUUUGCCAAUACUCAAGCUUAGCUACAAUGAUCUGCCAGCACACAUGAAGCAGUGCUUUGCUUUCUGUGCCAUAUUUCCCAAGGAUUACAAGAUUAAUGCGGAGAAGCUUAUCCAACUAUGGAUCGCCAAUGGCUUUAUCCCAGAACAGGAGGAAGAUAGUCUUGAAACCAUUGGAAAACAUAUUUUCAAUGAGCUAGCAGCAAGGUCAUUCUUUCUAGACAUAGAAGAAUUUAAGGGCGACGGGGAGUAUUGUUUCAGAACUACAUGCAAAAUCCAUGAUCUUAUGCAUGAUAUUGCGAUGUCUGUUAUGGGAAAGGAAUGUGUCGUUGCAAUUAAGGAACCAAGUCAAAUCGAGUGGCUUUCGGAUACUGCUCGACACUUGUCCUUGUCAUGUGAAAAAACAGAAGGUAUUUUGAAUGAUUCUUUGGAGAAAAAAUCCCCUGCGAUUCAAACACUGAUAUGCGAUAGUCCUAUUCGAAGCUCAUUGAAGCAUUUAUCAAAAUACAGCUCUUUGCAUGCGUUGAAGCUCCGUAUGUGGACAAAAUCAUUUGCACUGAGAUCGAAGUAUCUACACCACCUGAGGUAUCUUGAUCUCUCGUGCAGUGAUAUCAGAUCACUUCCUGAAGAUAUAAGUAUUCUAUAUAACCUGCAAACGCUGGACCUUUCCAACUGCUCUUAUCUUGAUCGACUUCCGAGGCAAAUGAAGUAUAUGAGUUCCCUCCGCCACCUAUAUACUCAUGGAUGUCCGAAGCUGAAGUGCAUGCCCCCAGAAUUAGGAAAACCCAAUAAGCUGCAAACGCUUACAUGUUUCGUAGCAGCAGCAGUUAUUGGACCAAAUUGCAGUGAUGUUGCAGAGCUGCAGCAUUUAAACCUUGGUGUCCAGUUAGAGCUACGUCGGAUAGACAAUGUUACAGAAGCAAAAGCAAAAGUGGCAAACCUUGGAAAGAAGAAGGAUCUCAGAGAACUGACAUUAAGACGGACUUUUCUGUUUGUGACAACAAGGUGCUCGACAAUUUUGAACCACAUGAUGGGCUAGAGAUUUUGAAGAUAUAUUCCUAUGGAGGAGAGUGCAUGGGUAUGUUGCAAAACAUGGUUGAGAUCCAUCUAUUUCAUUGCAAAAGAUUGCAAGUUUUGUUCUGAUGCAGUUCAAUCUUCACUUGUCCAAAACUGAAGGUGCUUACGCUAGAACAUUUGUUGGGUUUUGAGAGAUGGUGGGAAAAAGAUGAGAAGCAAGAAGAACAGACAAUAUUUCCUGUGCUUGAGAAGUUGUUUAUUAGUAAUUGUGGAAAGUUGAUAGCAUUACCUGAAGCACCAUUGCUGUGAGGACCUUGUGGUGAAGGUGGUUAUACAUUGGUACUCUCAGCAUUUCCUGCCCUAAAGGUACUCAAAAUGAAAACCUUGGAGAGAUUUUAGAGAUGGGAUGCAGUCAAAGAGACUCAAGGAGAACAUAUAUUGUUUCCUCGGCUUGAGAAACUAUCGGUUAAAGACUGCCCCCAGCUGAUAGAUUUACCUGAAGCACCAUUGCUUCAAGAACCAUGUAGUGAAGGUGGUUAUAGAUUGGUACGUUCAGCCUUUCCUGCCUUAAAGGUGCUGGAAAUGAUAUGCUUGGGGAGCUUCCAGAGAUGGGAUGCAGUCGAAGGUACAUUGUUUCCUCAGCUUGAGAAAUUGUCAGUCCAUAAAUGCCCAAAACUGGUAGCAUUGCCCGAAGCACCAAAACUCAGUGCACUAUACAUUGAAGAUGCCAAGCAAGAGAUCUUCCACUGUGUAGACAGGUAUUUAUCUUCAUUGACCAAUUUGACACUAUGGCUAGAACACACAGAAACAACAUCAUAGGUUGAAUGCACUUCAAUUGUGCCGGUGGAGAGCAAGGAGAAAUGGAACCAGAAAUCCCCUCUUUCACUUAUGAGGCUAAGAUGUUGCAACUCAUUCUUUGGAGAUGGUGCACUAGAGCCAUGGGACUAUUUUGUACAUCUUGGAGAGCUGGUAAUUUACAGAUGUGGUGUGCUCGUCCACUGGCCAGAUAAAGCAUUCCCGGCUUGGUAUCCUUGAGGCGAUUGGAGAUUAGAAACUGCAAAAAUCUGACUGGAUAUGCAGAAUCUCUUGAGCCAUCAACAUCCGAAAGGAGUCAAUACCUGCCAGGUCUGGAGUCCCUUAAUUUAUAUGAUUGUGCAAAUUUGGUAGAGAUGUUCAACGUCCCAACAUCUCUCAAGAAAAUGUUUAUUACUAGCUUCAUGAAGCUUGAGUCCAUAUACGGCAAGCAGCAGGUCAUGUCAGACUUACUCCAAGGAUCUUCUUGCAGUGAGGCAAUCAUACCUGCAGCUGUAUAAGAGUUUCCAUCCUCACCCAUGAAUCACUUUUGUCCAUGCCUAGAUCAUCUUCAUUUAUAUAUAUGUGGAAGCUUACCAACGGUUUUGAACCUUCCUCCGUCCUUAAAAUACAUUCGUAUUGCUAGAUGUAGUAGUAUUCGAGUCCUAUCAUGCCAGCUGGGUGGGCUUCAGAAACCAGAAGUCACUACCUCUAUAAGCAGAAGCCCUACCAUGCCAGAGCCACCACCAGCUGCUGCAGCUACACGAGAGCAUUUACUUCCUCCCCAUAUCAAUACUCUAGGAAUAAAGGACUGUGAUGGCAUGUUGGGGACUCUCCUUCUGCCUGCACCACUCAAAAGACUGGCAAUUAUUGGCAACCGUGGGUUGACAUUGUUGGAGUGUCUGUUGGUAGAGCACCCCCCAUCGCUGGAAUUCGUUCAUCUUAAAAGAUGCAGUACCUUGGCAUCCCUACCGAAUGAACCACAAAUAUACAGAUCUCUCCAAGGGCUUGAAAUUAAAGGUUGUCCUGCUAUAAAGAAGCUCCCUAGAUGCCUGCAGCAGCAACUGGGCAGCCUCAGGCUCAAAUAGAGAGGACUAGAUGACCGUCAUGAAGUGAUGGCACUUAAACCAAAGACAUGGAAGGAGAUACCAAGACUAGUCCGUGAGGGGAGGCAUGCCGCUCGAGAAGCCAAGGAGCGCCAGCAAUCCAUCAUGCAGGAGUAAACAGGUCGGAAACCACGUAGAAAGGGCAUGGAUUUUGUUUGCUCUGGAUAAUGUACAAGAUUAUGUCGUGAUUGUAAUCAAUCGGCUUUGUUGAGCUUUGGCCUCUACCUUGUAGAGAUAUUUGUAAUGCGAAUCAAAAGAAUUUCUCCGGUUCAGCAGAAGUUAGGAUAAUAUACUCACUUGUGUGUCUGAGCUAUCGAUGUAUCAAUUUGUUUUUGCUUUGCUUCGUUAACUGAGAAGACACCAGCUUGUUCAAUAAACUUUUUCAACUGUGGCUUUAUCUGUGGAUUUUCUUGGAUGAUAGUCCUGAUCCCUUAUUGUUGCUC
Triticum aestivum (bread wheat) is the source of this 4898-nucleotide messenger RNA. RefSeq names its product putative disease resistance protein RGA4. Gene Ontology annotation, molecular function: ADP binding. The record is from RefSeq and is a predicted model, not a curated record. Bases 297 to 2579 code for a protein of 760 amino acids. The transcript has 3 exons. Lineage: Eukaryota; Viridiplantae; Streptophyta; Magnoliopsida; Poales; Poaceae.